Messenger RNA from Clonostachys rhizophaga, 1308 nucleotides. The record is from the annotation of a GenBank genome assembly. NCBI's taxonomy places the organism in Eukaryota, Fungi, Ascomycota, Sordariomycetes, Hypocreales, Bionectriaceae.
AUGGAUUCAUCCUCGGAAUGGAUCAUGUCCGGGACGGCUCGCGCCGGCCGGGCCCCUCGUCCUCCUUCACCAGUCUACAUUGACCUGACUGAGCCGCCGGCAUGGACCCUUGAGCCUAAGAUCCCGACGCUGCAUCCAAGGCUUGGGCUGCCGACUAUGGAGAAGGCAGGUCUAAAGCUGUACUGGGAGAUCAUUGGCGUCGAGAACCCAGAACGGAUGGACCCGCAUCCAUCCCUCCUACUUUCGAAGUUUGAAUUGCAGCUGAUUGAUGCACCACGGCUGGGGGCGCCGCCGCCGCCGCCUCAGUCGCCCCAACCUGAGCCCAGUGAGAAAGCCAAGGGGAAAGCCCGGGCGGAGCCGCCUAAGCCGGCGGCACGCCUUAGACUUGUAGCUCAUCGACCCGAAGACAAUUAUGAGAUCAUCCCGAAGAAGAAUACUCUGGCGCCGCUGGCUAAUUACCCGCCGGCCGGCCAAAGUAACUCGCCGGCCAGCCAAAGUAACUUGUCAACCAGCCAAAGCAACUUGCCGACCAGCCAGAACAACUUGCCGACCAGCGAGAAUAGCUUGCCGACCAGCCAGAGUAGUUCGUCAAGCAGCAGAAAGAACUUGCCAACCAGCCAAAGUAGUUCGUCAAGUAGCCGAAAGAACUUGCCAGCCGGCCAAGGUAGUUCGUCGACCAGCCGAAAGAACUUGCCAGCCGGCCAAGGUAGUUCAUCGACCAGCCGAAAGAACUUGUCAACCAGUCAAGGUAGUUCAUCAAGCAGCCGAAACAACCUGCCAACCAGCCAAGGCAGUUCGUCGACCAGCCGAAACAACUUGUCAACCAGCCAAGGCAGUUCAUCAAGCAGCCGAAACAACCUGCCAACCAGCCAAGGCAGUUCGUCAACCAGCCGAAACAACUUGCCGGCCAGCCAAAGUAGUUCGUCAACCAGCCGAAGUAACUUGCCAACCAGCCAAGCACCGGCGAAAAGACCCGGCGUGGCUCAACCCGUCACAAGACCCCAGAAGAGUCGGAAGUACCACAAGACCCAGUCCGGACCAGCUUCGGGGCCAAAGCCCGAGUCCCUGGCAUCCAAGGCGGCCCAUAACUCCAUCCGGCAGAGGCUAGAACGCGAGAAGGUGCCACAUAUCGCCAGGGACUCGCCUUCGCCGGAGCCGCAAGACACUGUGCAAGAUAGCCCACCGCGAGCGAACACUAUGAACUGGCCUGCUGCGGCUGGGCUGAACAUGAUUGUGGCUGCCAUGCCCGGUGUGCCGUCGACAUACCGUCUGGCGCGGACUCUCGGUGGCGCGGACCUCAUGCAAUAG